Molecule: messenger RNA, 2094 nt
Organism: Mauremys reevesii (Reeves's turtle)
Lineage: Eukaryota; Metazoa; Chordata; Testudines; Geoemydidae
Gene: STXBP3
Product: syntaxin binding protein 3
Exons: 19
Coding region: 82-1896 (604 amino acids)
Biological process (GO): vesicle-mediated transport; neurotransmitter secretion; intracellular protein transport
Cellular component (GO): secretory granule; plasma membrane
Molecular function (GO): syntaxin binding
Source: RefSeq, a predicted model, not a curated record
GGGGAUGAUGUAGAUGAAGCGUAAACGGGAUGGGGAUUGUGUAAAAGUGACGUCAGGGUGGAGGUGGAGUUUGGGGGCAAGAUGGCGCCUGCUGCGGUGGGGGCCGUGUCCGGGGAGCGGGGUCUCAAGAGCCUGGUGUGGCAGAAGCUAAAAUUAUCAGUAUUUGAUGAUUGUAGGAAGGAAGAAGAAUGGAAGAUAAUUAUUUUAGAUGACUUUACCACUAAACUACUGUCGUCAUGUGGCAAAAUGACUGAUUUACUGGCAGAAGGCAUCACUGCUGUGGAGAAUGUUUAUAAAAACCGUGAGCCUGUCCCGCACAUGAAGGCAAUCUAUUUCAUCACUCCAACCAAGAAGUCUAUAGAUGGUCUUAUAAAUGACUUUGUAAGUAAAUCAUCCAGCAAGUACAAAGCAGCAUAUGUCUACUUCACUGACUUUUGCCCUGACAGUCUCUUUAAUAAAAUGAAGUCCUCCUGCUCAAGGGCUAUAAGAAGGUGCAAAGAAAUAAAUGUUUCCUUCUUUCCAUAUGAAUCUCAGGUAUUUACUCUCGAUGUCCCAGAUGCAUUCUUCUGCUGUUACAGUCCAACUGUGGAAAAGGCAAAUGGUAAAGAUGCUAUCAUGGAAGCAAUGGCUGAACAAAUUGUUACAUUAUGUGCAACUUUAGAGGAAAACCCAGGAGUAAGAUAUAAAAGCAAGCCAUUGGAUAAUGCCAGCAAACUUGCAGAGCUAGUUGAAAAUAAGCUUGAAAACUACUAUAAAAUUGAUGAGAAAACCCAAAUAAAGGGUAAAACCCACUCCCAGCUGUUAAUAAUUGAUCGUGGCUUUGACCCUGUGUCCACUGUACUCCAUGAACUUACCUUCCAAGCAAUGGCAUAUGAUCUGCUACCAAUUGAAAAUGAUACAUACAAAUAUAAAACAGAUGGAUCCAGUGGAAAGGAAAGAGAGGCAAUUCUGGAGGAAGAAGAUGAGCUCUGGGUGAAAAUUCGGCACAAGCAUAUUGCAGAUGUGUUAGAGGAAAUUCCAAAACUUUUGAAAGAAGUUUCAUCAAAGAGAAAAGCAACAGAAGGAAAAUUAUCACUAAGUAAUCUGGCCCAGCUAAUGAAAAAGAUGCCCCACUUCCGUAAACAGAUUACCAAGCAAGUAGUCCAUCUUAACAUAGCAGAAGAUUGCAUGAGUAAGUUUAAAUCCAGUAUAGAAAAGCUGUGCAAAACUGAACAGGAUUUAGCUCUUGGAACUGAUGCAGAGGGCCAAAAAGUGAAAGACUCAAUGAGAGUCCUUCUUCCAGUUCUACUCAACAAAAACCAUGACUCUUAUGAUAAAAUAAGAGCGAUCCUCCUUUAUAUCUUCAGCACAAAUGGAACUACACAAGAGAAUUUGGACAAAUUGAUCCAGAAUGUACAAAUAGAAAGUGAUAGCGACAUGAUAAAAAAUUGGAAAUACCUUGGUGUACCUGUUGUGGUCUCGUCUGCUUCUCAGCAACGUAGACAAUCAAGGAAGGACCGCUCUUCAGAAGAAACGUUUCAGCUUUCUAGAUGGACACCUGUUAUCAAAGAUGUUAUGGAGGAUGCUAUAGAAAACAAACUCGAUUCAAAAGAAUGGCCUUACUGUUCCCAGUGCCCUGCAACCUGGAAUGGUUCAGGGGCAGUAAGUGCUCGCCAGAAGUCCAAGACUAGUUACCUGGAUGACCGAAAGAGUGGUUCAAAGCUGAUAGUUUUUGUAAUUGGAGGCAUCACAUACUCUGAGAUGCGCAGUGCUUAUGAAGUUUCUCAAGCCUACAAAUCUUGUGAAGUUAUUAUUGGUUCUACUCAUAUUUUGACACCCAGAAGACUGCUGGAUGAUGUAAAGAUGCUUAAUAAACCAAAGGAUACAGUUUGCAUUAAGGAGGAAGAGAAACUGUAAUGUUCAAGCAGUACUAUUUCAGUAGUGAUUAAUUAAAAAUGUAUUAAGAGAUCACUUAAUAUAAAUAGCAUGUAAAUAUUUUUAUGGAAUUAACUUUUUCCAGUGAUGUAUUUGGGAAAGUACACACCCUCAACUAAUGGAGUAUCUUUUUAUAAUUUAAAUUUGCUGAUUCUUCUUUUUGGAGUUAAGGGCAGGAAG